Messenger RNA from Spirodela intermedia, 722 nucleotides. Lineage: Eukaryota; Viridiplantae; Streptophyta; Magnoliopsida; Alismatales; Araceae. The record is from the annotation of a GenBank genome assembly.
AUGACAAGUAAGAAAGAUUUUCAUUGUCAAAAAAAAGAGAAAAAAAGAAUCAGUGAUGUGGAUGAUGAGAGAGAGGUGAAACAUAUGCACAGAAUACUCGUAAUAUGAAAUCAAAAUUUUAAAUCUCUCUAUUUCAAACCUAUGAAUACUUGAGUGAUUAAUGAGACAUGACAUACAUCGAACUUGGAUAAACUUACCUUAGGGCCUCUAUAUGUUGCCAAGGCCAUGUAAUUUCCUCUUUAAGUAGCUUUUUCAAGAUCUAUAUUGUGAAUUCACACUUAAAUCAACCAAAAUGUAUCUAAAACUGAUGUGGAACCUCAAUGUUGUUUCAUCCGAGCUGACUAAAUGUUUGGACAUUCAAAGUUAGGCUUUUCACCCUUAAACAACAACUUAAAUGUGUAUGAGUUUACGCAAAGGUAUGAGAGUACAUGUGUAGGGUUGAUUCAUCUGAAAUCAUCUGAUCUAAGGUUGUGAUUAAAUGAGGGUAUUUUCAUCUUUUUGGCCGCAAUAAGAUAAGACAAGAGUCAAUUUCCUCUCGGGUUUUUUAUUAUCUUUUUCUCACUAUUCCUCCUUUACAUAUUUUCUCUCUCUUAUAUUUUUAAAUUAUCCAAAUGCUUCGUGAACCUCAGCUACCCAACCUAGAUCAUUCAUUUUCAUCAAUCAUCACCCAUUAGAAAUUCUUCAAUAAGGCUUGUGGAUCUCAAGCCACUAAAAUCACAUAA